AUGGAAGGCUACAAUUCGGUUCAAAAUCCCAUAGUUCCAGAAACAAAGCUCAUCAAGGAUGAGGGAGGAGAGAAAGUUGACAGCACUUACUUCAAGCAAAUAGUGGGAAGUUUAAUGUAUCUAACUACUACAAGGCCUGAUCCAAUGUUUGCUGUGAACCUUAUUAGCAGAUACAUGGAAUCACCCACUGAACUUCAUUUUCAAGCAGCUAAGAGAGUGUUACGCUAUUUGAAAGGAACAACUGAUCUUGGUCUAUUUUACAAGAGGAAAGUUGGAGCAAAACUGAUGGGAUUCAGCGACAAUGAUUAUGUUGGGGAUCUUAAUGAUAGGAAAAGUACAUCUGGAUACGUAUUUCUGUUAAGUUCAGCUGUUGUAGCUUGGUCUUCGAGAAAACAACCUAUUGUCACUCUUUCUACAACAGAAGCUGAAUUCAUAGUUGCAGCCUCAGACUUCGACCUCUUCUCUUUAGGUGGUAAUGUCGAAGAUGCUGUUUUGACAGAAGCUAGCAUUGAUGGGUCAAAAUCUCAGACAAUUGCAACCUCAUUGUUAAGGAAUUGCUGGAUCCAAGCUUCCAUGGAACUGGGAAUAGAUGUUCUCCAUGACGAAACGUCAUAA
Molecule: messenger RNA, 615 nt
Organism: Prunus persica (peach)
Lineage: Eukaryota; Viridiplantae; Streptophyta; Magnoliopsida; Rosales; Rosaceae
Exons: 2
Coding region: 1-615 (204 amino acids)
Source: RefSeq, a predicted model, not a curated record